Molecule: messenger RNA, 1784 nt
Organism: Chlamydomonas reinhardtii
Lineage: Eukaryota; Viridiplantae; Chlorophyta; Chlorophyceae; Chlamydomonadales; Chlamydomonadaceae
Exons: 2
Coding region: 562-1305 (247 amino acids)
Biological process (GO): signal transduction
Cellular component (GO): cytoplasm
Source: RefSeq, a predicted model, not a curated record
UCCGCGGCUUCCGCACAACUUCCUGCAAUUCUGCAGACCGAGGGACGGCGAGAAAGAGAAGCGCGUUAGUGCCGUCACUCCCGCCCGUGCCCUCUCAUCUUCCAGACCCCUGGGACUUUCUCCCGGCAUUUACACAGCUUUAGUUCACCAUGUGCGCUCUUGAAACCCAGAAAACGCGGGAGGGUUUGAAAAGCUUUAUUCCUCGAAACCGGUCGUGUUUGCUGGUCGUGAUUUGCUGUGAGUCUCCUUGAAAGCGCGACAGUUUUGCUUGUGUACACAUAUCCAACUUUCUGUGAGGACAGACGGCGCUUGCACGCUUGCACAUGUGGGACAUGCCGCGCAAAAAAAGAGUCGAGCUCUGAGCCUACGUAUGCUCUCCAAUGGCUUGAUGUCUCUGUCUACUGCUAGCGAAGUUUAACCUGGCUCGCAGGCGCCAGGGGGGCAGUGUGCAUGGGGUUCAAAUGCUCGCGCCCGGCCAGUGCACUAGGCCCCUCGCUGUCCACAAGCACUGCUUAAUUCCGAUAGUCGUGCUCUAGGCGCACAUACGCAAACAUAGGAACAAUGGCGGAGGCUAACUCGCGCGAGCUCGCGCUUUACAGCGCCAAGAUUGCUGAGCAGUCUGAGCGUUACCAGGACAUGGUUGAGGAGAUGAAGAAGGUUGCUGUGCUGGCUAAUGAGCAGGAGCUGUCGGUGGAGGAGCGCAACCUGCUCUCGGUCUCCUACAAGAACCUUGUGGGCUCCCGCCGCGCUAGCUGGCGCAUUCUGCAGAGCAUUGAGCAGUCGGAGCAAGCUAAGGGCAACGAGAAGCGCGUGGGCAUGAUCAAGAGGUACCGCGCGGUGGUGGAGGGCGAGCUCGACAAAAUCUGCCAUGAGAUCCUGGACCUGCUCGACAAGUACCUGGUGCCCAGCGCCUCUACCACCGAGGCCGCUGUCUUCUACCUGAAGAUGAAGGCCGAUUACCACCGCUACCUGUCUGAGUACAAGACGGACGAGGCCAAAGCGGCGGCCGCGGAGUUGACGCUGGCCGCCUACAAGGUCGCCCAGGAGAAGGCCGACGAGCUGCCCACGACCAACCCCAUCAGGCUGGGUCUGGCGCUCAACUUCUCGGUCUUCUACUACGAGGUGAUGAACCAGCCCGCGCUGGCCUGCUCGCUGGCGAAGAAGGCCUUCGAUGAGGCUAUCUCUGACCUGGACUCGCUCGGCGAGGAUUCCUACAAGGACAGCGCGCUCAUUAUGCAGCUGCUGCGGGACAACCUCACCCUGUGGACGUCAGAAAUGCAGGACGACGACAAGAAUCGGGCAUGAGCGUAGCGCAGCGCAGCCUUGGGUGUCGGAGCCCCGGUUUCCAGCGGCUCAUGGGGGGUCCUCGGCGAGCAGGCGCUGGACUGUUUGCAUCUUGCGCAACUCUGAGCCGCCCGCCUGUUGGGGCACGCUAUUCCAUAAUUGUGGAGUCACGGCACGGUUAUUAGGUACGCUGAUGACGGCGUGAGACCCAGAGGAGGGUUUCGAGGAGCGUGGCGUGUGUUUUCCGAUGGGGUGCCGGCCGUGUUUGACCGGACAGUACGGUGAUGCACGGUGCCGGCUUGUGUUUGUAUUGAGUUUUGUUUCAGCACUGGUGUCAGCAUUCUCGGUCACGGGGCCGCAUGCGGCUUCACGAUGCGGCCAAACAUAGGUAGAAGUGUGGUCCCCGAGUGGGCGCGCUUGAGAAGCGCCAAGCAGACUCACUGCGGACGAGCGUCCAUGAUGGCCAUGGCGCUCACACAUUAUGUAAAGACUAGCGCGCG